AUGAUUAUGGAUUUUCUGAGCGAGAAGUUUGCCCUGAAGAGCCAGCCGAGCAAGAACAGUGACUUUUAUAUGGGAGCAGGAGGCAGUUUGGAGCACGUUAUGGAAACUUUGGACAAUGAGUCCUUUUAUAGCAAAACGUCAGGCGGCAAAUGCGUACAGGCCUUCAACCCUCUGCAAAGAGCUGAGCAUCAUGUGAGGCUGGAGAGGACAUCGCCCUGCCAGGACACGAACGUGAACUACGGGAUUACCAAAGUGGAAGGACAGCCUCUUCACACAGAGCUGAGCAGGCCCAUGGACAAUUGCAACAAUCUCAGGAUGUCUCCAGUGAAAGGGCUGCAGGAGAAGGGGGACCUGGACGAACUUGGUGAUAAGUGUGACAGCAAUGUCUCCAGCAGUAAGAAGAGGAGACACAGAACAACUUUCACCAGUUUGCAGCUGGAGGAACUGGAGAAAGUAUUCCAGAAAACUCACUACCCCGAUGUCUAUGUGAGAGAACAGCUAGCUCUGAGAACAGAGCUCACUGAGGCCAGAGUCCAGGUUUGGUUCCAGAAUCGAAGAGCGAAAUGGAGAAAAAGAGAACGCUAUGGUCAGAUCCAGCAAGCCAAGAGCCACUUUGCUGCCACCUAUGACAUAUCUGUUCUUCCAAGGACUGACAGCUACCCUCAGAUUCAGAACAAUCUGUGGGCAGGGAAUGCGGCCAGUGGUUCUGUGGUUACCUCCUGCAUGCUGCCACGAGAUACGUCCUCCUGUAUGACACCUUACUCCCAUUCACCCCGGACAGAUUCUGGCUACACAGGCUUUUCAAACCACCAGAAUCAAUUUAGCCACAUGCCCCUCAAUAAUUUUUUCACUGACUCGUUGCUUUCUGGGGCAACCAAUGGACAUGCUUUUGAAACCAAGCCAGAGUUUGAAAGGAGGUCCUCCAGUAUUGCAGUUCUACGGAUGAAAGCCAAAGAGCAUGCUGCCAAUAUUUCUUGGGCCAUGUAA
Messenger RNA from Melospiza georgiana, 987 nucleotides. It is a transcript of the gene ALX1, whose product is annotated as ALX homeobox 1. The transcript is spliced from 4 exons. Gene Ontology annotation, molecular function: DNA-binding transcription activator activity, RNA polymerase II-specific; RNA polymerase II transcription regulatory region sequence-specific DNA binding. Lineage: Eukaryota; Metazoa; Chordata; Aves; Passeriformes; Passerellidae. The record is from RefSeq and is a predicted model, not a curated record. The coding region runs from base 1 to 987 and encodes 328 amino acids. Gene Ontology annotation, biological process: positive regulation of transcription by RNA polymerase II; embryonic skeletal system morphogenesis; negative regulation of DNA-templated transcription.